This is a messenger RNA of Microcebus murinus (gray mouse lemur), 908 nucleotides long. The record is from RefSeq and is a predicted model, not a curated record. NCBI's taxonomy places the organism in Eukaryota, Metazoa, Chordata, Mammalia, Primates, Cheirogaleidae.
UGGCUGCUGCCGUCCUCUUGCUAAAGCGGGCACUGGCUUAGGAAUGCCUCAAAACUUUUCUUCGUUAGCCCUUCGCACUCGGAUGUCGAGUGUGGGUAACGCCCAGUGGAUAAUGAGAAAAAAAGCAAGCGAGUGCAAAGGGUUAACAAUGAGGAAGAAAAUAUGGGGGCAGAGAGAGAAUUUGGGUUCCCAAAUGGUCCACCCGUAACCUGGAAGCUUUCCACAGCCUCUCCCUGCGGCUGGUCCCCUGGGAAAGAACAGGUGUCACCCCGUGGGGCCCUUCUCGGCCCCCUGCCUCCCUGUGCUGUUGGUGACUGUCACAAAAGCACCGGUGAUCUCCAAGGCCUCGCUCCCUCCAUGGUCCUUCGCUCAGAGCAUUGUCUGGGGGGACGGAGACAAGCAGUGCCCGUCCUUGGUCCCGCUCGCCGUACACGCGCUUCCAGCCUGCGGUCCCCGGCCCCGGCCCGGAGGAACCGGGUCAUCGUCAGCGGCUUCGUGAGACUUUCACUGAAUAGCCAUUUGGAGGAGCUGUUUAUGUAUCGCCACUCUCGGCCCAUUUUUGACCUGCUUGACAUGGAUGGGGAGCAGAGAAUUGGUGAAGCCACCUUCCAAACGUACAGAUUUCUCUUUAAUAUCCAUAAACAGGAACUCACAGAGCUCUUCCAUGACUUUGACGUCACAGGUGACCAGCGCCUCAAUUACAAGGAAUUUAAGCUGUAUACUAUCUUCUCCAUGGACAAAUUCCAGAAGAGGCAGAAAGCAGAGAGAGAAAGACAAAAUGUCUCAGCUACUAAACUUCACAUCAAGUGGCUGUGAGCAAAGAGAGUCUCUUGGAAAACAAACGGAAUCUGGAAUAGGCACGAUUAAACUGUUAAUAUGGCUAAAAAUAAAUUUAGAGCAUCAAAGUG